Messenger RNA from Paramuricea clavata, 9808 nucleotides. The record is from the annotation of a GenBank genome assembly. Lineage: Eukaryota; Metazoa; Cnidaria; Anthozoa; Malacalcyonacea; Plexauridae.
UUAAACAUGGGCAGAUAUCCGAGUUAGCUUUAUCUGCCUAUAUCAUUCUUACUUGGAUUGCGAGCUGUAAAGACUAAUUUAAAGAGUCAUUUAAAAAAUUAAUCGUUUCACGUUUAUCAUUUCUAAACGUCCACAAAAAAUAAUGCCACGAGUUAGCAAACCACGAUCACGAGUUCGUCAGCAGGAUCAACGACCAUCCAGUAUUCAACCGUCCGUCGAAGUACCGAGCAAUUUGGGCGAGUUAUCAAUUUUAGAGUUGAAGAACCUUUGCCGCGAACUCAACUUUUCCUGCGCUGGCGGCCGACGGGUACUUACAACGCGUCUACAAAACGAAAGAGAACGUCUAAACACGAAUACGCCGCAAUCCAACAUUCAAACCGUUCCAGUAAACAACACGUUAUCUAAUUCCAACGCAAGGGAAAGCUUCAGCGCCGACCAACUGGCACAGAUCACGCAGAUUGUUUCGCAGUCGAUUUCGUCUUUCUUCGAAAGCCAACACGCCACAACAACCGCGACUCGUGUAGAUGAGCAGCCAACUAUCCCGCCACCGCCAACGCCACUCGAAAGGCUAGAACAGCUUGGUCAAUUUCCAUUUUUAAGUUCCAGCGAGCUCCAGCAGCAGCCGACUUCAUCCCAUGGACCUGUUGCCUCAAUCCAGCAAGCAGAUGGGGGAUUCACGCCAGAGAUUCCAAACAAAUACGUUCGUGACAUCGAAAGUGGUGAGUUUUUUGAGCUUGCUAAAUUAUUGCCAAAAAAUUUAAAUAAGUUAAAUGUUGGUUCCGAUUCUUCUGACAACGUGGGUUUCACAAUUUCCUCUACGGGAAUCUCAUUAACACCGCGCAAGCCUCAAGUGCUGACUAACAUUGAAGAGUGGACAACCGCUUUCAACACGUAUAUGUUAAUCAUAGUACAAAAAUUUCCAAAUCGUGCAUCAGAACUUUUACAGUACAUGGAAACCAUCCGUCAUGCGGCAAAAACGCAUGGCGGUUUAGGCUGGUGCAUAUAUGAUCAUAAAUUUCGCUAUAAAGCCGCCGCGUGUCGAACAUUGUCGUGGGCCAACAUUGACAUGCAGUUAUGGUUGCGUAUUUUCACCGCUAGCUCUACUCAGUUGCGGGAAGAUUAUUCCCUUUUUUCUAACGGACCCUCAAACAAAGCUGGGGCAGCGAGGGACGGAAUUUGCCACAGCUACAGCAGGGGUAGAUCUUGCUCAUUACGACCCAAUUGCCCUUACACUCACCGAUGUAACCGAAUUGGCUGUGGGGGGAACCAUCCUGGGUACCAAUGUCCACAAUCCCGUGGGGAAAACGAUCACAACGACGACCACCCUUCACAAUCCGCCCGUAGCUCCGCGAAGACCAACAGAAAAUAGAACUGUUAGUUUAAAGUGUAGUAUAUAUAAUAGCAGUAAUUCAAUACCUUUAGAUAAUACUAUAGUUACGCCAAUUCGCGUUGACGCGCUUGAAGGUGCUCUUUGUGGGCAUCCCAAUUCAUCAUUCGUUUUGAAACUCUGUUCAGACUUGCGUUUCGGUGCUCGUCUCGGUUACGAUGGUCCUCGCAUGUCAAAAUUUUCGAAAAACCUCAAGUCUGCCAUUGACAAUCCAACUAUUGUUUCAACUAACUUAGCUAAGGAAGUUGCUCUUGGCCACACAGCUGGUCCUUUCACCAAUCCGCCAUUUGCUAAUUUACAGGUUUCGCCAAUUGGCAUUGUACCUAAAAAGCAUUCAGAUAAAUUUCGAACCAUUUUUCACCUCUCGUUUCCAAAAACGGGAGAAUCAAUCAAUUCCUUUAUCGAGAAAGACGACUUUUCAUUGCAGUACAUAAAAAUCGACGACGCAAUUACGGCUUUAAUCCGAUUAGGCAGAGGCACUUAUCUAGCUAAAACUGACAUAGAAUCUGCUUUUCGUCAAUUCCCUGUUCAUCCUGACGACUGGGAGUUAUUAGGCAUAUAUUGGAACAAGUCCUAUUAUUUUGACAAAGUGUUGCCAUUUGGUCUGCGUAGUGCGCCGUAUAUUUUCAAUCAACUUUCGGAUGCACUUGAAUGGAUUUUACUCAACAAGUGUUUUAUAAGCUAUGUUGGGCACAUUCUAGACGAUGUUCCUUUAUCACGUAGUCAAUUUACUAAGGAACUACGAACACUUUUGGCCCAAGGUGGUCAUCACCCUGCUCACUAUGCAGGCCACAGCUUUAGAAUCGGAGCGGCUACCACAGCUGCGUCCGAAGGUUUGCCUCAUUGGCUUAUUCAAACACUAGGAAGAUGGUCUUCCGAUUGUUACCUCAGGUAUAUUUGCACGCCAAUCAAUGUCCUUACAGACGUUUCAAAACGAUUGAUUGCAGAGUGAAAUAAACACUCGAUCGUUGUUUGUCGGUCUAUGGGGAUCACACACACUAUCGUUGUGUGAUUGUGGAGGCAAUUGCUCUAGUAUGAGGUCGCAAUUUUACCAUAGACCUCACGUUUUCUUUACGGAAUUUGGCAACCUGGCAUACAGCCAAUUCCCAUUUACAAAAAUCACUCUAUUUCUGCAUAUGAGUAUAUGUGCUGAGCCAGAUCAGUGUUCUAAGAAAUAUUUCCCUGAUCAUUUUUUUCCAGGGCCCAGCUCAGAGUAUAUGUCUUGCAGGGCAGGCUAGGAUCCAGCUCUAAAUGGAGUAUAUGUUCUAGCCGACUCAGGACCCAGCUCUAAAUCCGUAAAAGUAUAUGUAUUGGGCAGAUUAGGACCCAGCUGCAAAUCAGUAUAUGUCCUAAUCGACUUUCCCCAAGAUCCAGCUUUUCAAUACGAGUAUAUGCCCUGGGAACCGCUCAGCACCCAGCUCUUCGCAGAUAAAAAAUACAAUAUAUAGAGCAGUUGUCCCACACUUCCAUAACCCCACAAACCUUGUGUUCUUAUGCGUGACGUUAUAUUAAAUAUCUCAAUAUAUAUAUAUUUAUUAAACGGUGAGGACAUUAAUGACCACAAUACAAGAAGUGUAUCUCAAAUUCACAAAACUUUCAAAAGAACUAACUAUGCAAAACUAUUAAAUCUUACACGUAUUAAAAAACACUUGUUAUCAAAUGAAAACGAAAUGCAAAUUGCAUUGAUAUAAAACUGUCCUAUUUUUACAUAUAAUUAUCUUUUAUUUACUGAUUAUAAACUGAUUAUCUUUAGUGUAUAACAAAUAUUUCUGUAAAUGUAACAUAGUCUAGGGGUCUUAAACAAAAUCCUUAUAGGUUUCUAGUAGGCCCCUAGCCCUACUGUAAUAAUAAAUUAGUAAACUUUUGUAAAUAUUAUUAAAACAUUUUUUGGGCGAAAUUAAAGUAAAUAUGGACAUAUACAUUCCUCCUUACCUUAACAACGAACAAAUCUUUACACUAACAAAAGCAGCAGUAAAGUAAAACAAUAGAGGUCGCAGCAAAAUGUUACAAAUCAUAUGGUCUAUCCAGCAUCCACUGAUCUCUUGAUUCUACGUCAUAAAAUUGACUAUGUCACAAAACAGAUAUCCGAAAUCUCGAUAAUAAUCUCAACAAUAGUGUGCUGCUUGCGGUAGCAACUAUAGGGUUUCAGACAGCAAUGCGAUGUUAACUAGAGACCUGGUUCCUACCAUUUAUAUGUGUCCUUUGUAAUUAAAAGCUCAUCAUACUAUUUUGUAAUGCAAUAUUGUUGUGUUUGUGUGUUCAUAUACUAAGACUAGAAGUUACUAUCGCAAGGAAAGUGCUGCCUCACCCCCAAGGGAUCAAAGGCAGCAUGCGCAAUUUGCUGAAUAAUAAUGGGCCGUUCUUAUGAUCCCGCUUUGCCUGGAUGAAAUAUGAGGCGGGAUGAUUUAGAUGUAUUUAAAUAAGUCAUGGUGCACAGUGCACACUUCAGCAAAAAAACUUCAUUAUUUUCGAGAGAUAGCAAUAGUUACCUGUAAACUGAAAUUUUGUUCAAGCAGCAAUAAUAAUCUUCUUAAACUACAAGAUGCUCUACAACAUUUGAGUUCUGUUAACCAGCAUUUGAACUUUUGUUUAGCCUGUUGACUUAUUUCAAUACAUCAAAAUCAUCCCACCUUCCAUCAUGUAAACAGCCCCUAAGAUGCCUGUUCAGGAGGUAGGAAAAGUGCAAUUUGAAUACCAAACACCUUGCACAAAGUCAAAGGUCAGCUAAAUAUUCUAAUUUUACUUUCUUGGCAUGGCCGUUUUUAUAUGAAUACAUUCAAUGCUUAUAACUUCUUGCUUUUGUAUCUAUAAUUAUAAUACUGUUGGUGGUGAACCUAGCAACUGGCUGUGAACCUAGCAACAGGUCAUGCUACGGUUUUUGUGGCUAGCCUGUUCGCGGGCUAGCCACUAUGUAACGCUAAAAGUGUAAGAGGCUGUGAUGGAAAUUGUCGACUUUACUUCGGAAACUGUCUUUCAUUGGAUGAGACGUCAAUAUUUAUGUUAAAAUUGCCUCAGAAAAGGUAUCUUAACGACUUUAAUACUGGCAGAUGUCUCACUCAGCAAAAUUACAGUUGCCAACUGGUAGAAAUACUCGAACGAAUUUUUCACAGCAAACGGUAAAUUAAUAAUUUUUGUCAUUUCAAUCAAUAUUUAUGUUUUUGAUGACUGCUCUGGACUUGGCCUCUGGUCAAAGAGAUUUUGAUCACGCUUCCUAUAAAGCUUUAUAGUGAGUUUAUAAUCCUGUUUAAUGUUUUUAUUAAUAAUCAAACGUGCUUACAGAUCUUGAAUUUUAAUAUACCAUUAUGCUGGUAAAUUAAGAAGCCAUUGCUGGCAUAUUAUACUGCAGUGUAACUGUCCUAUCAACUUGCAGGUAUAAAACUACAAUUAACACAGAAAACAGGCUGGACUAGUCUAUAGUAGUCACUGACGUUGAAAACAGGAAACAGGCUGAAAUAGUCUAUAGUAGUCACUGACGUUGCUCUGACUGUAAAUUAAUAGGUGCUAUUGUUGAGAUCUAUUGUUCAAGGAUUGUCUUCCAUAACAAUUUCAUACACAGUGCAAUGGAAGCUCAGUCUGUUGACGUACAGUUGAAGGAUCUUGUAAAUGGAAAUAAUUGAGUGAAAAUAUAUUUACCAAUUCAUUAGACAUGAAAUGUAUUCCUAUGCUGGGAGCUGCUGCAGUGUCAGCCGCAAGCUUGAUAUUUAUGCAUUUAUAAUAAGUUACAAUUGCUUGCUAAAUAGUUACUAUAAGAAGUACAUAUACCUAAUCUAAAGCUGUUCAAUUCUACUUAAUUAUAUAUUAAUAAAAGUAAAAGGGUUGAGUAAAUGGGGGAUACUGACAAGCUAUGCUGAAUUAGUGAAUUACAUAUUAGUGAAAUUUUGAAAAAAAACAAUAAAAGUGACAUCAUUUAUAGUUGAUGUAUAUGCUUAUUAUUAAAGCAAAAUAGUUAUUAAUUUAAGUGUGACUCAAUAAUAUUGUUGGCAUUUCUACCAACCAUAUUGCUUUUAAAUCGAGUGAUUGUUCUAGCCAUUUGUUGAUAUUGUAAGAAAGAUACUGCAUGUGUUUUAUUUUGACCAUUCUAUUGUAAUUAUUACUUUUGUGUCACAAUGAAUGUUCGUGAUGAAUGUUCGUGAUGAAUGUUCAUGACAAUGUGAACUCCAGCAGUACUGCACAGGCUAAAUAGGCUAGCCACAUGUACGCAGUGCGUACCUAUUUUUAAUGUCUGCAUUGCAGGUCUAUUAGCAUACCAUGAUCAGUUGCCAUUCAAGCUUGCCACUCAAUACUGUGCAAUAAUACCAUGUGUAUAAACAAUAAUAAUACUUGAAUGAAUCCAUUAGGCCAAAUAAAAAUAAUAGUUGGCUUCAGGUUUCACAGCCAUGUUUUAUAUGGGUAGGUAAGUUGGAAAAACAUUUUAUUUAAAAAAAAAAAUUAUGUCAAGUAUGCAAUAAAUAUAAGUUAAAACUCAUGAAAUCUUAGUUUUAUUGUUUUUACAUCAGGUUUUCACCUGCAUACAUAUAAAACAUGACAUGCAAGGAAAGGAGCAACAAUUAAAUAUUUAAUGCCAACAAUGUUCAGUCUAAACGUUUAAAUGUCAAUAAAAUGUUUAUGGUCAGUCAUAUUUUUGACAGGUCGGUCGGAAACCAACUAUUAUUUUUAUUUGGCCUUGGACAUGUAGAAUUUAAUAACAAUUUCAUAUAUAGAUAUACUAAGUCAGUUUUUGUCCCAAUUAUCAUUUUAAUGGCACCUUCAAGGCUACACCUAUUGCAGAACAACUGAACAAUCUGCUGAUGGGGAGACAAAAUCUAUUUGUUGACUUUUUGUUUAAUAAUAUGUCAGCUUCAGAAUUCAGAUAACAUCAUUCUUUGUAAUGACUAAGAUUGUACACAGUCAGAACUGCGAAACUAUAUAAUAAGAAAGAAAUUGUGAGCAUUAUCGAGAAAUAUAGUAUACCCUGAAAUGUGGUGACACAGCCAGGUGAAUAUAUGAAUGAGGGCCGGUAGGAUUAUUUCAUAUUGUGCUAACAAUGAACAUAUCUCAAAGGUAUAUUUUUAGUCUGACUGUCACACCUUGUAACUGCAUGCUGGUAAGUUAAUAUAUGUAGACAACAAUCCACAUUGGGUUGAUAGGAAUAUAUUUAUAUUAUAAAGCCUGAUUAUUAAGACGUGCAUACACAUACAACAUUUCGCGUUUAUACAUAGAGUUUGUGAUGAAUAUGCUACAUUAAUUAAUAAAUUGAAUAUAUUUAAAGUUAAAAUCUCUCAACCGUGUAACUAACUUUAAUUAAUUAAUGUAGCAUAUUCAUCACAAACUCUAUGUAUAAACACGGAAUGUUGUACAUGUAUGCACGUCUUAAUAAUCAGGCUUUAUAAUAUAAAUAUAUUCCUAUCAAUGUGGAUUGUAAACUACAUAUAACUAAACAUUCAUGGCCAUAGCCAUACAUGCAUUUUAAUAUUUGAUGUGUAUGACUAUAUAUAGGCUAGUAUAGCAUGGUAAAAGCUGAGUCAAUAAACAGGAUUACACUCACAGACAUAAAUUUUCUCAGCACUAUAUUAUCUCAUAUAUUUAUAGUAUGUGUAAUGUUUUGGGCGAACAAAAUCGAACAAAUUGACAUACCUCUAAAAGAUCUCCCUUUCUCACAGUACUUACACAAAAAAUGUCUUUGCUUUGCUCCUGGCCUCGUGUUUAUAUAUGCCACAAACUCACAAAGCUGCAGAUCGAAAAUUUUUAAACGCCAUUCUUGGAACGUCGUUCGCAGAUCGCUGAACAAAGUAUUCGCUCCAAUGUAAAUUCCUUACUGCAACGUCAUAAUAUGACGUCAAACUGCCGACAAGCACAAAAAAAUCGAGAUACGCUUCAAGUGUUAUAAACUGUUGGCGGGAAAUUCAAAUGAAUAGGAGGCUGUCUUCGGCAGCAAAAAUUCGAAAAUUUGAAAAAACAACACAAGUGAAAUUUCAACUUAUGAUUUUGCAUUUUUAAGACGGCAAUCAAGGAAAUUAAAUUGCAGGAAAAACUUCAAUAACAUUUCAAGUAUGGAAAGCAUCUACAUUCAGUGGCGCCGUGGGUCCCAUGUUUUAGGGGGGGGGGGGGCCAAGGGCAGGAUUUUUCCGACAAAGACAAUUUUUCCAGACAUAGAUAAUAUAUCAAGUCAUACAAAAAUAUUGAUAAGUUUGAUUCUUAGAAAAAAUCGUGUGCGAAAAGGUAAAGUGAAAAACCUGCUUUAAAUAUUGCACAUUAUUCAUUAACAGUUUGAAGAAUUAUGUCGUAUAGGCCUAACUCGGUUUGCAAAACGAGGAACUUAUGUAAUUUGGUCGACCUGAUAUCAAUAAAUAAUAUUACGUUUACUAUUUAAAUCAUGUCAUGGCCAUAUUUAGUCUAGACUGCAGAUAUAGCUUUAUUUACAAAAAAGACAAAAUAAAUUAUUACGAUAAUAUUUUUAACAACCCAAUUAAUGUAAAUUUUGGCUCUGGCACUGUCUGUUCAGCUUAUUUAGUUAAUAUCGCAACAUAUUUUGCAACAACGGCGUGUCUGCAAAUGAGUUGAUUACUUUCUCAUAAUCUAGAGUCUUUGUCAAGUCCUGUUCAACAAUAAUAAGCAUUAAUGAAUUUAAACGCUUCUGUCCCACCGUUGACCUGAGGUUGUUCUUAACAAACUUAAGUUUAGAAAAUGUACGUUCACACUUGGUGGAACAAAAGGGAAGUGUUACCAGUGUCUUGUACACGGUGUACAGUUCUGGAAAUGCACUUUGUAGGUUAAACUUGGACAAGACUUUCAACACUGUGAUAAAGUUGAUAUCAUCAUUACUGCUUGCCGUGCUUGGAAGAGUUUCUUUGGGACGACGAUUGUUUUCCGGUUUCCUGAGCUUUGGGUAAGUCUCUACGAACGAGAUAUACUCUUCCUUCAGUUUUCUAUCAUUAAAGCUGUAAUUAUGUGUAACAUUUUGAAAAGCAUCCGGUGGUAAAUCCUUGCUGGAGUUGAUAUCUUGGAAUCUCUCAGGAUCAAGUAGGGAAAAGUCGGCGAGGAUAGCUUUGUGUGACGAGAAGUGAUCUCUAAUUGACACGAUGGCUGUGUCAAUGGCAUAAACGAACGUUUCCCGCCUAUAUCUACUGACUGGAUCUUCCUCGAUUUUGUCGUUAGAUAACUCGCCAGGAAGUCAUUUCUUCUUUCUUGUGCGCUUCGAAGCAAAAUCUUGCUCCAGUUCAUGGUCCACACAAAACAUUUUGGCAAGGGCAUGAACCUUGCUGAAUUCCCCACAAAGCUGCUCGAGCUGUGAUUCAGCAGUUUCAAUCAAUCGAAUAGCAGUAAGUAAAUCAAUCUUUUCUGAUUGUAGAUAUAGAGAUGCAGGAAGAGCCAUUCAGGGAAUGUCGUGUAGCGUUGAAUUGGAGAAAGCCCUGGAAAAGGGUUAUAGUAUCCUGCAAAUGCACGAAGUGUGGCAUUUUCCCGAAACCUCUGUUAACCUGUUCAAAGACUAUGUGAAUACCUUCCUGAAAAUUAAACAGGAAUCCAGUGGGUACCCUAAGAACUGUGUUACCGAAGAGCAAAAACAGCAGUAUGUGAAUGAAUAUUUAGCGGUUGAGGGAAUACAACUGGAUAGGGAAAAGAUUGAGCACAACCCUAGUAUGCAUGCUUUGUCCAAACUGAUGCUGAACUCAUUUUGGGGUAUGUAUUUAUUAGUUUGUUUACUAAGGGCCACGCGAUAAACCCUAAUUAAUAGGUACUUACGUUGUACUUUUCCCCUUAGGUAAAUUUGCGCAACGAUCCAAUAUGACCAAGGUGGAAUUGGUCAAAGAUCCCCGGACGUAUUUCGAUUACUUGACGUCAGAUGAAAUUAAUGUCUUAAACACAAGGUUCGUAAGUGACGAAAUGGUUGAACUCCAUUACGAGUACAAUGAAAAUUUCGUAGAACCCGAUGCAAAGACUAACGUGGUGAUCGCCGCCUUUACCACAGCUUAUGCCCGUCUUAAACUAUACAGAGUGCUCGACCAGCUUCAGGAAAGAGUAUUGUACUACGAUACGGAUUCGGUGAUAUUCGUAAGCAAGCCCAAUGAGCCAGAACCCCCGUUGGGUCCAUACCUCGGCCAGUUAAACAAUGAAUUGAAGGAGGGUUACAUUACCACCUUUAUCUCGGGCGGACCGAAAAACUGUUACAAAACCAGUACAGGUAAAGUGGAAACGAAAGUACAGGGGAUUACCUUGAAUUGCUCGGCACAACAGAAGGUAAAUUUCGAUGUCAUUCGCUCGUUAGUGUACCUUCAUGCCAAGUGUAAUGUUACGGGAAAAGUUACAGUGGAUAUCCCAUUGAAGAUAACCCGAAACGCAAAGGACAAAAGCAUUGAGACAAAGCGCAUGAAGAAGGACUAUAAAAUAGUUUAUGAUAAGCGUUUAAUUAUAGAUGAUUACAAAACAUUACCUUAUGGGUAUUAA